Molecule: messenger RNA, 1449 nt
Organism: Pseudoliparis swirei
Lineage: Eukaryota; Metazoa; Chordata; Actinopteri; Perciformes; Liparidae
Product: sporozoite surface protein 2-like
Exons: 3
Coding region: 1-1449 (482 amino acids)
Source: RefSeq, a predicted model, not a curated record
AUGGAGAGGAGUCACGGACCGUCAGUGGUGGCCGACCCCAGGCCCCAGGACCCGUCGGGCUGCCGACCCCUGAGGUCCAGGGAGCCGUCGGGAGCUGCGGACCCAGAGCCCCAGGACUCGGCGGAGCUGCAGAACCCGAGGUCCAGAACCUGCGUCGGGAGCUGCCGACCGCUGAAGUCCAGGACCCGUCCGGAGCUGCCCGUCGAACCCGAGGUCAGGAUCCGUCGGGCUGCCGACCCCGAGGCCGACCCGUGGGGAGGAGCCGACUCUCGGAUCCCGGGCCCCUGUCAGGUACCAGCUACAGCUCGCCCGGCCGUCCUUCCCGGCGGUCCCGGCUCCCCGUUCGGACCCAGUGAUCAGCUCCCGUCCGAACCCCAGAGCCCCCACCUCCCUAAGCCCAGUCAGGCCCAGGGGCCCCCUCCGGCCGAGGCAUUCACAGAAGCCACAGGCCACAGCACCACAGGACCCACAGCACCUGAACCCCAGAACCACAGGACCCCACAGCACCCACAGAACCCUGGGACCCACAGCACCCACAGCACCCACAGGACCCCAGAACCCACAGCACCCCAGAACCCACAGCACCCACAGCACCCCUGGGACCCACAGAACCCACAGCACCCACAGACACAGCACACAGCACCCACAGGACCCACAGAGACCCACAGCACCCCACAGCACCCACAGGACUUUAGAACCCUUUCCCAGGACCCACAGCACCCACAGCACCCCCACCCACAGGACCCCAGCACCCCACAGAACCCACAGCACCCACAGGAGCCACAGAAGCCACAGGACCACAGCAUUUUGGGACUAGCACCCACAGCACCCCACAGGACCCACAGGACCCACAGGCACCCACAGGACCCCACAGCACCUGGAACCCACAGCACCCACAGGACCCCACAGCACCCAGCUUUAGGACCCUGGCACCCACAGAACCCACAGAACCCACAGCACCCCACCCAGAACCCACAGCACACCACAGGACCCCAGCUUACAGGACCCACAGCACCCACACAGGACUGGCAGCACCCACCUGGAACCCACAGGACCCCACAGGCACCCACAGUGAGACUGGCACCAACCCCAGGACCCACAGGACCCUGGCAGAACCCCAGGACCCACAGGACCCUGCAGAACAGAACCCCACAGAACCCACAGGACCCACAGCACCCACAGAACCCACAGGACCCAGAUUUUGGCACCUGGGACACAGGAACCCACAGAACCCACAGCACCCCACAGGACCCACCAGGACCCACAGCACCCACAGCACCCACAGGACCCACAGCACCCCACAGAACCCCGGACCCACAGGAUUGCUUCCAGGCAGGACCCACAGAACCCACAGGACCCACAGGUUCCCUUCCAGAACCCACAGCGCCCCACCACAGGACCCACAUGAACCCACAGCACCCACAGGACCCACAGGGACCCACAGCAUAA